AUGGCUGAACCUAUUGUCAGACAAUCAACGAUCGGAACCCCAUUAGGGACGGUGACUAGUUACGAGCUGCGCUAUCUGACGCUGGCAAGCAUACCACCCCCUGGAGCAGCAGAAACAUGGCGGAGUCAGUCUGCUCGACCACAACAAUUGCUGCCUCAGCAGUUGCUUCAGCCACUAAGUGCUGGUACCAUCAGUGACUUGGGCGAAGUGUUGUCCACCUACCUUGAUGGGUUGCUAUGCUCAGCAGUCUACUUGGUACAGAUGCGUGCUAAAAACUGGGCUGGGUCAAGCCCAUGGUCACCGAUUAUUGCCUUUCGAAUGAACGACGCUUCUGGUGUUGGUUGGGAAGCAUUAUCAAUGAACAAUACUGCCCAUUAUGACUUUGCCUCGAUGCCAGCUGGACUCGUUACACGACUGCGUCUAUCAAGCGGCCUCCCAAGUUUUCCGUUCAAUUCGGAGACUGAUGCGCUUGAAGAACCUGUCACGUCGUUGCCAGACAUCGAAGGAAUCGCAUCUGUGUUCGCUGACAAGUCAACGCUUGGCUCUACAGCCUCUUUGCAAAACUUAGUAGUAGUUGGUGGAGGUCUGGCAGUUGCACUUGGGUGUCUAUUUUUCCUUGGUCUUACCGCCUUGCUCAUCGUCUGCCAGCGAAGACGAGCAUAUCGCCGAAGAACAGGCAUAAUGAUGUCAGAGUAA
Messenger RNA from Protopolystoma xenopodis, 696 nucleotides. The record is from the annotation of a GenBank genome assembly. NCBI's taxonomy places the organism in Eukaryota, Metazoa, Platyhelminthes, Monogenea, Polystomatidea, Polystomatidae.